UCCUCAAGCUGGAGUUGCUGUACUCAAGAAGGAUGAGGGUCUCAGGUUGUCUGGAGUGGGUGGUCCUGUGCUGGGUGUUCAGUGGGGGAGUUUGCUACAACCCUUGGGAUUUCUCUAGGAGUGACUCAGCUAUCUGGAGGCCCCCAUCUAGAGCUGAUGCUUCUAGUUCCCAGUCCUCCCCCUGGGCUUGGGUUGAUGCUUCACAAAUAAGGGUGGUGCCCCUGCCACAGCCUGUCAUAGUGCAGUGUCAGGAAGCUCAGAUGGUGGUAACUGUACAUAGGGAUCUAUUUGGGACUGGGCGGCUGAUCAAAGCUGCUGACCUGAGUCUGGGCUCAGCUGCUUGCCAGCAUGUGGCCCUUAAUGAUGUGGAGAAUACAGUGACCUUUGCAGCAGGGCUCCAGGACUGUGGGAGUUUCUUGCAGAUGACCCCAGACUCCUUGAUCUAUAGGACCAGCUUGAACUAUACCCCCAGCCCUGCUGGCAAUGCAGUUAUCUUGCGAACCAAUCCUGCUGUGAUUCCUAUUGAAUGUCACUAUCCCAGGAAGAAGAAUGUGAGCAGCAAAGCUGUCAGGCCAACUUGGUCUCCUCUCUUCUCCACUGUGUCUGCAGAGGAGAGACUGCAUUUCUCUUUGCGCCUGAUGAAUGAUGACUGGAGUGCUGAGAGACCCUCCAAUGGGUUCCACCUGGGAGAAGCCAUGCACAUCCAAGCUGAGGUCACUGCUGAAAACCACAUGGCUCUGAGGCUCUUUGUGGACAGCUGUGUGGCUACCCUUACCCCAGACAAGAACUCCUCCCCCCGCUAUGCCAUUGUUGACUUCAAUGGAUGCCUUGUGGAUGGGAGAUCAGAUGAUACCACCUCAGCCUUCAUAUCGCCUAGGCCCAGGCAGGACACGUUGCAGCUUGUGACUGAUGCAUUCAAGUUUGCAGCAGAUGCUAGGAACCUGAUCUAUAUUACCUGCCAUCUGAAGGUCACUCCAGCUGACCAAGCUCCAGACCUCUUGAACAAGGCCUGUUCCUUCCACAAAGUGGGCAACAUCUGGUCUCCAGUGGAAGGCACCAAGGACAUCUGCAGCUGCUGUAAAACUGGAAAUUGUGGGUUGCUUGGAUGGUCUAGGAGAGUCCACCCUCCCAGAUGGCCAGUGAGGCACUUCCGGAGAGAUGUGGCUUCCAAGCCUGGUAACUCCUCCAUGGUGGAAGCAGAGUCUGACAUUGUGCUAGGGCCACUAUAUAUCCUUGAUGCUUCACAAGAGUCCAGGGAUCUCUUCAAAUAUCAAAUAGAAGUAGAAAAAGCAGCAAAGAAUGGCAUAGAAGAGAUGGCUGGGUUGAUUGUGAUAGCUGCUGCUGUAACUCUGGCCUUCAUCAUUCUGGGACUCAUUUUCAUAUACAAAAGAGCACUGCUAAUCCAAUGCCAGAGGUGUCAUGUGCCUUUUACACUCUGUACAAUGUAAAA
Messenger RNA from Gavialis gangeticus (Gharial), 1450 nucleotides. It is a transcript of the gene ZP3, whose product is annotated as zona pellucida glycoprotein 3. Lineage: Eukaryota; Metazoa; Chordata; Crocodylia; Gavialidae. Gene Ontology annotation, cellular component: extracellular matrix. The record is from RefSeq and is a predicted model, not a curated record. Gene Ontology annotation, biological process: binding of sperm to zona pellucida; positive regulation of acrosome reaction; egg coat formation. Gene Ontology annotation, molecular function: acrosin binding. Bases 33 to 1448 code for a protein of 471 amino acids. The transcript is spliced from 9 exons.